Molecule: messenger RNA, 2946 nt
Organism: Moneuplotes crassus
Lineage: Eukaryota; Ciliophora; Spirotrichea; Euplotida; Euplotidae
Source: the annotation of a GenBank genome assembly
UGUAUGCAUAGCUCAAAAGUGGCCAUUGAGCAAGUUAUGUAGGAUAUAGACCAUAAGCAUGAAUAUAUAGGUGGCGUGGUGAUAUAAGGGUGACAUAAAGAGAGGAGGAUGAUGCUGAAAGGGAGUUUAUGUGAUGAAGUUUUGUAGAGAAUGAUUUUGGUCUGUUUAAAGUGAAUAGCAAAGUUGCUUCAUUUGGGAUUUAGAGGUGAAGACUUCAUUUACUUGUGCAUAUGGGUGAUAUUACUUUAUAGUAUAAUUUUCUUCGUCACAACUGAAAUUCAUCUCAAAGGCAUUAUAAAUUAUCUAUUUAAACCAUUCCACUAUCCUUUUAUUCACUAAAACUGCCUUCUGAGCUACUCUACAACCCUCUUUCUAUCUCCCAAACCCUCUUGUUCCAUCCCAUCCCAAUCCCGCCUCUCCACUCGCACCCACAUAAACUAAAAUCCCCUACAAACCCGUUUAGCCCUAUGUCUCUCAAUCACUAUUUUUCCACCCUAAAAUUCUACCUUCAUCUUUCAAGUCUGGCCAUAACUUUGAGUGCCUAAAAACACAGUCUGUUUCAAAGAGAAAAUUAAAGCCUUCUUAUAGAAUUUGACGCCAUUAUUAAGUCAUACAACCUCUCUUGAUGAUACAAAGAGAUUGAGAGCGGAGACAGAUGUAUCGAACAACUUAAGAAUGCCAAUGAUUUGGUAGAGAGACUGGUACUCAAGUUCGAGAGAAAGUUGUCAAGCUCCAAACCUCUCUUUUCAACAAACAAACUUGUCCUUGAGAGGAGAAAAGAGGUGUAUCUUAGUAAACAACUUCAUGUCUUAAGGUAUCACACUAAGUUUACUCUUCAAAUAUGAGCAUUAUUGAGUCAGAAAGAUAAUCAUGAAGAAGCAUAUAAAUUCUCUGUCCAAGGAAUGAAAAUAUGUAGAGAGUUAGUUAAAAAGACAUCAAUUUUAAUGCAGCAUCACUUGAAUCUCUUUAAGGCAUCUUCAAAUAAGAACUCAUUGCAAAUUAACAACAGGAAGAUGUCAGAGCAGCCUAUUAAAAGCUUGAGCAAAGCUUAUUCUGAGUCUUUACUCACCAACGGUUGCAAAAAUAGGAACUCUAAAUUGCAAAAAUCUACUUCUCAAUCAAGCUUUUCCAGAGACCGAAGCUUAAGGAUUCGAGAGACCAGUUUAGACUCUCAAAGUGUGGAAAGGAUGCACACAUUUAAUAUAAAAUCUACAAAUAUUUCUUCCAAAGUGCUAAACACUUUGAAACAAAUAACAACUGGGAAAAAGAGUUUUAACAAAUCCUCUUCAAUAGUGUCAAAUCAGAGCAAUAGCUCUAAGUGAUACUAUGUAGAGGAGCCUACAGGUCCUCUUGAGAGGAACCUCUCAAAAACCUGGCCGACCUUGAAAGAUCUCCUUGAUAAGAUGAGAUAUUUUGAACUUCUCUCUCAAAUGUCCAUCAAAGACAGAGAUAAGUUCUUGCUCUCUCAAGAUGAAUCUAAGGAUCUUACAAAUCUUUUGACUAGCAGCGGGCUCAGAUUUCAAACCAUUGAAGAAAUGAGGCUUCUUGCUAAAAAUUCUAAAGGAUUUGCAAUUAGAAACUCACUUGGGCUCCAGCACUCAGAAGAUUGGAUCUUUAACCUUAACAUUGGAAAUGUAAUGUUCCUUGCAAAAAUGGAGGAUGAUGAGCUGAACUAUCCCACCGAUCGCUAUCAUGAGCUAAAUAAGGAUGCACUCCUCGAAAAAUUGAUUCUGAUCUGCUCGUGUUAUUUCUGAGUAGCAACAGAACUCAGAUUUUUAGCAAUGAACAAAGAAAUUGUCAAGAAAGAUCCCUCUAUCUCAAGUGCUCAUUCAGAUAUGUGGCAUGCACAAGGAGCUUUCAUUGCAGCUAACUUUUUACCAGAGAAUUGUCCACUGGUAGAUCAUCUCAUCACUAGUUAUGAUAAAUAUCAUCUCAAAUACAGAAAGGAAGAUCUAGCAGUCUCAAAGAAAAGUUUUGAAAGCCUAAAAUCUAAAGAAAAGAAGACUAUAAUAAAGUCAAAACUGUUGUUUAAGAAGCCAAAGACUUCAAAACAAAGUGAGAGAAAUGAAUCCACUCUUGGGAAGUCCAAGAGUAUCAAAUUACUCAACCUCUAUGUUGAGAAAACUAACAAUAUUUUUCCUAAAAAGCUGCAGCUGAAAUUAAGUAAAUAAAAAGAAAGAUCCUCAGAGUGGGAAAAGAGUGAAUCAGAAGUCAAUUUCUAAGAUUAAAGGAGCUACUAAUAUCCAAUACCUAUCAAACAAAUCUACAAAGAGGAAGAAUAGCAACCCAAAAGCUAGCUCUACUAGGCAGAGUAGCUCGAAGAAGAGGAAGCAUUCUCAUAAAUAAAGUUAAGAAUCACUGAAGUCGUAAUAAAAAGUCCUCCCUAGGGAAAAGUAUUACCAAGGGAAUGGACACUAUUGGCUUUAAGAUAAAGCUUAAUAACUUUAUCAAAGAAACAGUUACAAACAGCUGAACUAGUAAAAACAAGAUUCUUAAUACUAAGAAAUCGUCUAUAAAUGAGCAACUCUUGAAGAAAAUGACCACUGGUCUUGCUAGCUUUGCAUCACAGUUUAAUAAAAAUGUACCGAAAUGCAUGGAAAUACAGCACAAAUUGACUGAAGAAGAGAACUCCCACGGAGAUCAAGAACUGCAUCACUAUAAAACACGGAAGAAACAAUCCUGACAGCCAAAGCAGAUCAAUAGUAAUAGAAAUGCGAUUACUAGCCUGAACUCUCCUUCUCAUAGUUGGAUAAACACGUUCAUCUCAAACCAGGAAGGAAAUAAGGCGUUAGAGUGUAAGACAUCAAAACCGGAACUGAAGAAGAAGACCAAGAUCAAGCUCUUUAGAGCCCAAAUGAUAUAGAAUUCCAGCAAUUAUCUAGUUGUAGAUUCCCACAACAGGAAAUGUCAGUUUAACUUCUUAAGAAUGAGGCAUGAUACUUGAUA